GAGGAGUCCGGAGCGCAGCGCAGCGCAGCGGACGCUUCGUCUUCUCUCCUCCCCCUUUAGACCCCGCCGCUCCGCUCCAUCUCUCCGUCUCUCUUUUCCUCUCUCUCUCUCUCGCUCUCUCUCUCUCUCUGUCUCUCUCUCUCCCUUUCUUAAAUUGACAUUGGUCUGGCUCGAAACAUGAUAACAGAAAAGACUUCCUCCGCUCCGCGUUGUCGGACUGUCCUCAACCCCGAUCACUUGAAACUCAAAUAAGCAGGCGUGAAGAGGAAAAAGGGAUCGCACAGUAUCCUAUCAGCAGCUGCUCAGAGGGAAUAACAAGAUACCUUUAUACCACACACACGCACACACACACGCACACACACACACACACACACACACACAUACACACAGACACACAGACACACACACACACACACACACACACACACACACACACACACACACACACACACACACACUCGGAUGUGCUCUUGCGCAUCGUAGAUCUUAGAAAGUGCUCGUGUUGAACUAUAGUGAAAGUAACAUGUAUAUGCACGCUUUGAUACGCGCAAGCCUUGGAUUUGUAGGUUUCUGCUUGGUCGCCUUUGUCCAACAGUCAGCUUCAGGAAGUAAGACCACUCAAGAUGUGGACGAGUGUGCAGAGGCGCUUGACAACUGCAGCAUCGAUGCCAUCUGCCAGAACACCCUGAAGUCAUACAAAUGUAUCUGCAAGUCAGGCUAUAAAGGGGAUGGCAAACAUUGUGAAGAUGUUGACGAGUGUGCAACUGAAUACAACGGUGGCUGCGUCCAUGAGUGCAUCAACAUCCCAGGAAAUUACAGGUGCACAUGCUAUGAUGGCUUCCGCUUGGCACAUGAUGGGCACAAUUGUCUAGAUGUGGAUGAGUGCUCAGAAGGCAACGGCGGAUGUCAGCAGAUUUGUGUCAACAUGAUGGGCAGCUAUGAGUGCCGCUGCAGAGAAGGAUUCCUCCUGAGUGACAACCAGCAUACCUGUAUCCAAAGACCUAAAGUGCAAUCGGAAGGCUCAAAGGAAGGACCCACCUGCAUGGACAAGAAUCACGGCUGUGCACACAUCUGUAGGGAAGCACAGAAGGGUGGCAUCUCCUGUGAGUGUCGACCUGGAUUCCAGCUCAUGGAUAACAAGGACUGCAAACUGACGUGUAACUACGGUAAUGGGGGUUGCCAGCACAUCUGCGAGGAGACAGACCACGGCCCCAAGUGUUCGUGCCACAUGAAGUUCGUCCUGCACAGCGAUGGAAAGACUUGUGUAGGGGAGAGGAGUGUCCAGUCCCAGGCAGCCCCACAGCUGUUCCCCAAUGAGACCUGUGCAGUGAACAAUGGCGGCUGUGAUAGCACAUGUCAUGAUUCAGUGACAGGAGUCCGCUGCAGCUGUCCUGUUGGCUUCACUCUGCAGCCAGACCGCAAGACCUGCAAAGACAUUGAUGAGUGCCGUCUUAACAAUGGGGGGUGUGACCAUGUGUGUCGAAACACAGUGGGAAGCUUUGAGUGCAGCUGCAAGAAAGGCUACAAGCUGCUGACCAAUGAGAGAACUUGUCAAGAUAUUGAUGAGUGCUCUUUUGACCGCGCCUGUGACCACUUCUGUAUCAACUCUGCCGGGAGUUUCCAGUGCCUCUGUCAUAAAGGCUACAUCCUCUACGGCCUGGCACACUGUGGAGAUAUUGAUGAAUGCAGUAUAAACCGCGGAGGUUGUAAAUACGGCUGCAUCAACCGUCCAGGGAGCUACGAGUGUACCUGUCCACCCGGGUACAAGCUCCACUGGAACAGGAAAGACUGUGUUGAGCUGGUGAAAUGUCCUCUUGGACUGAUGGCACCAAAGGCUACUCUGGCCUGUAGCAAGACGGGCAAAAAAGAGAGCUGCUCUCUUACCUGUGCCUCUAAGGCUCACUAUCUGGCAGAGUCUGACAACAGCUACUCAGUCAGUUGUGGUAUCCCCGUCCUCAGAGGGAAGUCCCCUGCGAGGCUCAACUCCAGCAGCAGUCAGAGCUGCAUAGAGACUUUGGCCCCUCCAGUGAAGCAGACGGCUUCUUUCAAGAUUAAAAACGCCAAAUGUCACCUGCAUCCGAGGCUGACCGGCAGGACGGAGGACAGAGGACGGACACUUGGACCAGGAGGGGGGCAGCCCUGCAGCAACUGCUUGGUGACAUUUGUCAACCUCAAAUGCGACUCCUCUAAGAAAGCUAAAGGUCGACGUGCUCGCAACCCCUCUAACAAGGAGGUAACACGCAUUACUUUGGAGCUGGAAGCUGAGGUCAAACCUGGAGACACUACGGGGAGUUGCAAUCUCAGCUGCCUGAGGCAGCGUAUGGAGAAACAGGUUAAGACGUAUAUCAAGGCUCUGAAGAAGUCCAUCAACCAGGAGCGCUUCCUGAUCCGAGUUGCUGGUUUGGAAUACGAGGUGGCCCAGAAACUUCCCCAGGCUGCUCCGAGUCAGGAGAACUGCGGGCCGGGCUGGGAGAGGGAUAGUGGCCGAUGUGUCAGAUGCUUGUCGGGGUCUUACUACCAUGGUGAGCAGGAGCGCUGCGUCCAGUGUCCACCCGGCACUUUUCAGGAAAAGGAGGGGCAGCUUGCCUGUGACCUCUGCCCCGGCAGUGACGGCCACGGGCCUGUCGGGGCACGGAACAUCUCCUCUUGUGCAGGCCAGUGUCCAACGGGGUCCUUCUCCAGUGAUGGUUUCAAACCGUGUCAGGCGUGCCCUCAUGGCUCCUACCAACCAGAUUUGGGACGGACCCUGUGCUUCCCCUGUGGGGGAGGACUGGGCACCAAACGGGAAGGUGCCAGCUCCUUCCAUGAUUGUGAAGUUAAAGUCCAGUGUUCUCCAGGUCAUUACUACAACACCACAGUACACCGGUGUAUCCGCUGCCCAGUGGGGACGUAUCAGACAGAGUUCAGACAGAACUACUGCAUUUCCUGCCCUGGGAACACCACCACUGAUUUUGAUGGUGCCACAAGUGUUUCGCAGUGCAAGAACAGGCAAUGUGGUGGCGAGAUGGGCGAAUUCAUGGGUUACAUUGAGUCGCCCAACUAUCCCGGUAAUUACCCUGCUAAUGUGGAGUGUAUUUGGAACAUCAACCCGCCCAGCAAGCGCAAGAUCCUAAUUGUGGUGCCGGAGAUUUUCCUGCCCUCGGAGGACGAGUGUGGAGAUGUGCUGGUUAUGAGGAAGAACUGGUCAGCUACAUCCAUCACCACCUACGAGACAUGUCAGACGUACGAGCGGCCCAUUGCCUUCACAGCUCGCUCCAGACGUCUCUGGAUUAACUUCAAGUCCAACGAGGCCAACAGCGCCAGAGGCUUUCAGAUCCCCUAUGUUACUUAUGAUGAGGACUAUGAACAGCUCGUAGAGGACAUAGUGCGAGAUGGAAGACUCUAUGCCUCAGAAAACCAUCAAGAAAUCCUCAAGGAUAAAAAACUGAUUAAGACUCUUUUUGACGUGCUGGCUCACCCAAACAACUACUUUAAGUACACCACUCGGGAGUCCAACGAGAUGCUUCCCCGCUCCUUCAUACGCCUCAUAAGCAGCAAAGUCUCAGCUUUUCUGCGACCAUACAAGUAAAGCUCACACAGCCGCCGAAGUACCAGAUCGUGAUCUCCGACAUCCCCCCCCUUCACCUUACAGGCCACAUCCCGCAACUCUCACAGGACUUAAAACAUACUAGUGUGUUUACCUUCUUAUUUUCCAUAGGCUUUAAUAAACACAAUGCAGACCUGAGGAAUACUGAAAGUUUGUGUUUUAGUUUUUUUUGUCAGUUUCCAUUUAGCACAGGCUUGUAAUCCCGAGCUCAAGCAUUUAGCAGGGAUGUAGAAUAUGUGAGUGGGUUUGGUUUCCGUUGUGUAAUGAAACCACCAAAAAUAGAAACGCAAAUUUCAGACAGUAGGAGUGGCAUGUGUGCGCGGUUAGAGCUUGUUAUUGUUUUUGCUUAAAUGAGCAGUCAGUUUUCAACUCCUACAAUUAAGUAUGACUAAGUGUUGUGUAACCCUAGUUCCAUCUUCAGUGUCUGUGCUGUCCUCAAGGAGAAGCGGUUAAAAUUCAUAUCACAGCUGCAUUUCAGGUCAUUCAAAGCUUUACUUCAUUUGAGCUCUUAGAGCAGUUUCCAAUGGUUUUACUGUUAAAACAGUUAAUCUGUUUUGUUACGCCUCUCUAAACUGUAGCAGUGUUUUCCAACCUUCAGAAUUUCUGUAACAUUGAUUUCCAACCUUCAGAUCAUUUUUUUUUUAAAGUCAACUUAAAGCAAAUACAAACAGGUCGUUACCAUUCCAGGAACAUAGUGGACAUUUGGGAGAUUAAUAAUUUGAGAGAGCCACAGAAAUAAGAAUGUGAUGUCUAGUGGAACAUGUCUCCGAGAGAGAGGAAUGUCUUUGAAGGACAUUGUUUGCUGCUUCUUUUAAAAGGUCACUUUAAUUCUUCAAUCUUCAUGUUGUCUUGCUGAUGUACUCCACACACCAAUAGUCUCUAGGUUAAAAACAAGGAAGCUCCACAGCUACAAUAGUUUAGAUCUUACAUACAGGCAAUGUGACAUUAUCAACUUACUGUAUGUGGACUACCAGUUGUGUUUUUAUUUCAAUCUUGUAAAUAAUGAAAAUUAGACGAGGGUUGAAUUCUUUAAUCCUAAAUUUCUCAAGCAGGCUCCCUAAAAAUCACUUUCCGCCCCACCCGUCUCAAAUCCAAAGACACCAAGUACCCCCUUUCAACACCCCUCACAUUUUGUUCUGUCCCAAUAAUGACCGCACUUCCAAAGACUGCCAUAAAAAAGGCCGGGUCACUGUUUUGUGCAGCCUAUCCUUUUAGUACAAGUGCAAUGAAUGGAAAAAAA
Perca fluviatilis (European perch) is the source of this 4826-nucleotide messenger RNA. It is a transcript of the gene scube3, whose product is annotated as signal peptide, CUB domain, EGF-like 3. Gene Ontology annotation, biological process: signal transduction. Bases 524 to 3568 code for a protein of 1014 amino acids. Gene Ontology annotation, molecular function: calcium ion binding. NCBI's taxonomy places the organism in Eukaryota, Metazoa, Chordata, Actinopteri, Perciformes, Percidae. The record is from RefSeq and is a predicted model, not a curated record. Gene Ontology annotation, cellular component: cell surface. The transcript has 23 exons.